AAAUGCAGGGUUUUAUACGAUCCGACUACUAUAUCACGUGUUCCGGUAGAGACAGCUAUCGCAAAAAUCGAUAUAGUUAAUACUGUGUAACAGCUGGUAAAACUCGUGAACACGAGGGACAGCAGUAGUCCAAGUCCCCAUAGUGCGUCAUGUCGUCUGUGGUAUUGUUGUGGAUGUUAUAUGUCUGGGGUGGUUCGGGGGUACAGUCUCUCUUCCACGAGGACGAAGCACGAUGUCACCCUGAAGAAGUCCAUAUUGCGUUUGGCAACAAGGUGUCAGAUGUUGUGGUCAUUUGGUCGACAGUUGGUAAUUGCUCCACGUCGGUGGAAUAUGGUCCCGGACCAUGGAACUUGUCACUCACAACAUCUGGAGAAACAAAGCUGUUUAUAGAAACAAAUCCUAGUGGAAAACACUACCUCCACAGAGUAGUAGUUAAAGACUUGGAUAAUUCCUUGACGUAUUUCUACAGACCAAUUAGUAACGGGAUCAGCAGUGGACCCUUCUACUUCAAAACACCACCAUCUGGGAACGACUGGCAUCCGGAAUUUUUGGUGUAUGGUGACCUGGGCAUCGAGUCGCAUGCUGUUCCUGCUCUUGAAAAAGAGGCCUUAUCAGGGAGAUAUACGGCAAUUUUUCAUGUCGGUGAUUUCGCUUACAAUAUGGAGGAUGAUGGAGGAAAACAAAUAAAUGACACACACAAAAAUGAUUCUUCUUCGGAUCUGUGUGAUUCAAAGAGAGGAGACACAUUUCUCCGUUUAAUAGAGGACUUUUCCGCUAGAGUGCAGUAUAUGACGGCUCCAGGAAAUCACGAGAUGGACGGAGGAAGUUUCUCCCACUACCGAUAUCGGUUUUCUACACCAGGCACGGAGUGGCCAAUCCCAAUGAACAAGAUGUGGUAUAGCAUCGACGUGGGGCUUGUGCACUUCAUCAGUUAUUCCACAGAGGUGUUCUUCAUAGCUGACGGACAACACAUAGCCCAACAGCAGAACUGGUUAAUGGCGGAUCUAAAACAGGCAAACGACAACAGAAAACGCCGUCCCUGGGUCAUAGCCUUAGGUCAUCGUCCUAUGUACUGCUCCAAUAGUGACGCGGACGAUUGUACAAAGCCCACCUCCAAGGUUCGGGCGGGAUUGGAGGACAUAUUCUACAAAUAUGGAGUCGAUAUAGUUCUUCAAGCACAUGAACACUCCUACGAGCGACUGUGGCCCCAGUACAAAGGGGUGGUAUUGAGCAAGAACUAUACUAAUCCCCAGGCGCCUGUCCAGCUGAUAUCUGGAGCAGCAGGAAGCAAAUAUAAGCGAGAUCCAGAAAAAGCCCAAAGAGGAGAAUGGUCUGCCUUUGCAAACACAAAUGAAUCUCUAAACAGUAUUGGUAAACUGAAAAUCCUGAACGAAUCCCAUCUGUAUUGGGAACAAUAUAAUUUGUUAACAAAACAAGUGAUUGAUUCAAUUAUGGUUGUUCAAGAGAGCCACGGACCAUUUAAGCAACAAAAGUUAUCGCAUGAAGUUACUCAGAAAAUCGAAAAUAUUAAGGAGAAAGAGAAAGAACAGAUAAAACACAACGAGGUAAACCCGUCCCCGCCCGAUCACAGUCCUGGCAAUACCCCAGGAAGGAACAAAUCUAUAGGCACCGGUCAAAAAAUAAAAGAAAUGUUGAGUCAUGUCGAUAAGAGGACAGUAAUUGGGGUUUGUAGUGGAGCUGGGGCACUAAUUUUACUAAUCGUGAUAAUAGUUGUGGUAAAAAAGAAGAAAGCCGCCAAAUCAAGAAAGUAUCGGAGAUGGGACGACAAGGUAGAUUAUGGAAGGAAGUUUUACUCUAGUUAUAACCAUGUCGAAUCUGGAGAAAAGGAAGCAGACGACUUUGAAGUUGACGUCAGUGAUGGUAAUUUACCGACGGCUAAACUUUUAACAGACGACCGGAAAUGACGCAAACUGACUCAGGUAUCGUAAUGAUGAAAAGUCAAUGGCUUUUGCAUGGUUUAAACCCUUAUUGAUGCUGGUUCUUGCCAAACUGGCAACUAUGUGCCAAAUUCCAACAGAACAAAUACCAGUGCUGAGUUUCAAGAGCUUCCAUGGAAAUUCAAAUGUUUUCACUGGAGACGUCUAAUAUUGUACAGAUAUUGUAAUAUACCAACAGUAUAUAAUUUUUGACGAUAUUAGAUUUGUGAUGUUGAUCAAAUGCAAAAAUGCCAUUUACAUACUGUAUGUACACACCAGGUCAAACUGUAGAAAUUAGUCAAUAUUUAUUUUCGUGUUGAUCUGAGAGAUGGGACUGACGGUCAGGAGGUUUUUUAAUUUUAAAAGCAGCCGUUGUCAAUGUACGGUAUAUAUGAAUCAUACCACGACGUGCACAAAAUGUCAUGUGUUAAUCUCUGUGUUAUGCGGGUAAAACAAUACAUUUUGAAAUGAUAAUCAUAUGCAAUAUCUGCUUACUAUGCACUAUAUUCUUGAUUAUAAAAAUACAAAUGGCUCCCUUUAGCUCGAAGUCUACGAGACUGCACAAAGUCUUGCAGAGUAAAUGUUUAGUUUAAUAUGGGAAAGGUCUCAAGAAAAUACGAAUUUAUAAUGCGAGUACAGGAUGUUUUAUGUAUAUAUGAAUGUGUUGUUUUAGAAUACGGCAGUUUCUAAGUACAUACUACAGAAUUUCAGUUGGUAUGGUACAACCGAUUUUAGAUUAUAUUCAUCAUUUCAUAGAAUAGGGAAGUGGAUUCUGUAUUGAUCAUGACAAGUGUCGUUUUGCUCCCAGAAGAUCAGUUAACGGUGGAUCUAAUUCUACAAUCUAUCAAUGAGCUGUGUACGGCUGGUGUUCAUCUUUAUGUUUUUAUGAAUGUCUUUCCGAUGUAAGAAUGUAAGGUUUUUGGUAAAUUAUAAUUGUUGUUUGAUUAUGUGGUAAGUGUUGAAUUCGUAAAGAAGUUUGUUGUAUUUGAGAAGGUUUAGUGUAGUUGGCAUUUGUGAUGUGGUAAAUCUGUUGUAUUGGUGAGGGGUGAAUGUUGUUAGAUGGUAGGUAUUUGUGAUGUGGUAAAUCUGUUGUAUUGGUGAGGGGUGAGUGUUGUUAGAUGGUUGGUAUUUGUGAUGUGGUAGAUCUGUUGUAUUGGUGAGGGGUGAGUGUUGUUAGAUGGUCGAUAUUUGUGAUGUGGUAAAUCUGUUGUAUUGGUGAAGGUUUAGUGUAGUUGGUUUUUGUGAUGUGGUAAAUCUGUUGUAUUGGUGAGGGGUGAGUGUUGUUAGUAUUUGUAAUGUGGUAAAUCUGUUGUAUUGGUGAGGGGUGAGUGUUGUUAGAUGGUAGGUAUUUGUGAUGUGGUAAAUCUGUUGUAUUGGUGAGGGGUGAGUGUUGUUAGAUGGUCGGUAUUUGUGAUGUGGUAAAUCUGUUGUAUUGGUGAGGGGUGAGUGUUGUUAGAUGGUUAGUAUUUGUAAUGUGGUAAAUCUGUUGUAUUGGUGAGGGGUGAGUGUUGUUAGUAUUUGUAAUGUGGUAAAUCUGUUGUAUUGGUGAGGGGUGAGUGUUGUUAGAUGGUCGGUAUUUGUGAUGUGGUAAAUCUGUUGUAUUGGUGAGGGGUGAGUGUUGUUAGAUGGUUAGUAUUUGUAAUGUGGUAAAUCUGUUGUAUUGGUGAGGGGUGAGUGUUGUUAGAUGGUCGGAAUUUAUGAUGUGGUAAAUCUGUUGUAUUGGUGAGGGGUGAGUGUUGUUAGUAUUUGUAAUGUGGUAAAUCUGUUGUAAUGGUGAGGGGUGAGUGUUGUUAGAUGGUAGGUAUUUGUAAUGUGGUAAAUCUGUUGUAUUGGUGAGGGGUGAGUGUUGUUAGAUGGUAGGUAUUUGUGAUGUGGUAAAUCUGUUGUAUUGGUGAGGGGUGAGUGUUGUUAGAUGGUCGGUAUUUGUGAUGUGGUAAAUCUGUUGUAUUGGUGAGGGGUGAGUGUUGUUAGAUGGUAGGUAUUUGUGAUGUGGUAGAUCUGUUGUAUUGGUGAGGGGUGAGUGUUGUUAGAUGGUUGGUAUUUGUAAUGUGGUAAAUCUGUUGUAUUGGUGAAGGGUGAGUGUUGUUAGAUGACUGGUAUUUGUGAUGUGUUAAGUCUGUUAUGCUAGUGAAUGGUUAGUGCUAGUAGAUAUUUCGCUGAUAUAUAGUUUUUUUUUUAUGAAGGUUCAACUUUGUGGAGAAAGAUGGUAGUGUUUAGACUAUAUGUACAAUAAAACUAGUGUUUUUAGAUGUGGUUUAUAUUAUUCGGGUGGAUGAUUUUUAUUUGAAGGUGCAUGCAUAUGACUGUAGGUGAAUGGCCUGCAAUACGUUGUAACUCACAAAAAGUCAAUGCGAGAUGUUAUGUCUAGGAGAAAAUUUUAAAUUUCAAAGGUAAUUAAUUGUUCCAUUUUAAGUACAUAAAAUCCUUAACUUUGAAUAUCUUAAUGGGGCAUGCGUCCCACAUGCCCCCCCCCCCCCCCCCCAUAUACCAGUGUCUUCUGCAAAAUAGCUGCAUGAUCAAAAUAAAACCUUUCAAAAUUACAAACAGAAUUCGCCUUUCAUAGACAUAGACUAACACAUGUAUGAUAGAAAGUAUCAUUCUGAAUAUAUUGUGAAGAAAAGCCCAGCGAAAACAAAAUUUGAAAUGCUUAUUGUUAGCUGUAGAAGGUGUUACAAUGAUUAACCUCUUCUCUACCUGUCUAGAUCAGAUUAUACGAAAUAUAGAUACACCAGAAGUCUUACUAAUCAUCAAGGGGCGCGAGGCGUGUUACAUUGUAAAUUAACGAGGGUGAUGAUCUUUAUAAACAGUGUCAUACUUUAUAUUCCAUUGACCUUUACCAAGGGCAAGGUCGUAGAUAAGAGUCAUUCUUUCCUAUUAGUAAGCACCAUUAUGCCAAUGCUUUGGCAAUGGUAAACCAUGGUGUAAAAUUUCUUUGUAGUCCAAAACAUAUCAUAGGAGAUAUAGAGUUCAUGAUUAUAAGGAUGGAUUGACAGACAGACGCAGUGAAAACAAUAAAGGUCUUUCAUCUUGGAGACAUUGAUGUGAUGUUCGGACAACGUAUCUGUCCAUCAACUCUUCCAUGUUGAAUCGUUCAAAUUUCAUAGCACAAUACCUGAUUGAUAAUUCUAGGAAGAUAGAAUAUUAAGAUAAUCAUAAUUCAUGAUCACAAAGGUAGACAGAAUUAGAAAUAUUGAUAUGUUCAUUUUUUAUUGCUAUUAUUUUGUCUUUCAUGACGUAUGUCAAAGGCUUUAAAAGUUUUCAGCUAUUCAUAAGAGAAGACAUUAGAACAAUUCUGGCUGCCGAGAUAUAUUGACUUCCGUCAGACCUCUAUUUUGAUGGUGACAGAUUUUGGCUACUGAGCCUCGAUUUGUUACAAAGGUUUUAUUGUGAUGCUAGCUGUGUGAUUUUUAUUUGAAUGAUGAAAUGUAUUUGCGUUAAUGAUAGGUAUUUACAUAUAGGUUUGAAUUUUCCCUUCAAUUAACUGCAGUUCCAAAAUGCAUGUUGCUGUCGGGUUUUUUCUCUCUUUUUUUUUUUCUUUGCAUUUUAUAUUGAUACUCAAUAUUCUCUCUAUAUCAAUAUUUUCGUAUUUGUGAAAUUAUUUUCAAUAACUUUACUAAAUAUUACAAUAGUGUUCUUUAUUGCAAUAAUUCACCAAAAUAAUUGGCGUCGGUGUACGAGAUCGAGACUGACCUGUUUGUUGCCAACGUUUGUUUUUGUAUUACUAGUGUAUAUAUUUAAUGAUGUUUGACAGUUUAUCAUUGAAAUGUAUAUUCAUUGUGCUAUUGUGAAUGAUAAUCUUUCAGUAUAAUAUACAUACUGUAUAUGGUAUAUGAUACACAUGCUUUAUAUGAUAGAUGUAAUGUAUUUGGUAUAUGAUACACAUGCUUUAUAUGAUAAAUGUUAUGUAUUUGGUGUGUGAUACUUGCACUACAGAUGAUGAUGUGUGUGUAAGACACGUACUACAUAUGACACAUGAUUCAUAUAUAUUGUUUAUGGUUUAUGAUAAGACAUAUAUCUAAUUCAUUCUUGUAUAUUUGAUAUACUUAUUGUAAGGUAAUAUUGUUGAGGUGGAGGUUUUGAUACGUAAGUAAUAAAUAUUGAAACAUU
Ostrea edulis (European flat oyster) is the source of this 6044-nucleotide messenger RNA. RefSeq names its product acid phosphatase type 7-like. The transcript is spliced from 10 exons. The coding region runs from base 150 to 1925 and encodes 591 amino acids. The record is from RefSeq and is a predicted model, not a curated record. Gene Ontology annotation, molecular function: acid phosphatase activity; metal ion binding. Lineage: Eukaryota; Metazoa; Mollusca; Bivalvia; Ostreida; Ostreidae.